This is a messenger RNA of Colletotrichum godetiae, 498 nucleotides long. RefSeq lists its product as uncharacterized. The record is from RefSeq and is a predicted model, not a curated record. Bases 1 to 498 code for a protein of 165 amino acids. The transcript has 3 exons. Lineage: Eukaryota; Fungi; Ascomycota; Sordariomycetes; Glomerellales; Glomerellaceae.
AUGGCACUUUGGGGUCUCUUUGGCGAUGGCAAGCCGUGGAGGUGCAUUGGGGGGUGCGGCCUGGGGUGGUCAUAUACCGACCGACGUGGUGUUUGGCUGCGGCAUGACAUUCGAGAGACGACAGAGAGACUGAGUAGCAGUGACGCUCUUCUUCGGAUUCAGGAAAAGUACAGACGAGGCGACGAAGAGGAUGAAGAGGAUGGUGAUCAGGAGCAUUGCAAGUUGGGAUUCGGAAAGCACGACGCAGCAAGGGUCUCGAGUGUCUCCUUCCUGUCCAUCCACGCUCUUUCCCUUGUCACCCCUCACCUCACCUCACCUUCAGGAAGGUACUUGCCAGUCCCGCUCCCUCCCCUCCUUCCCCCGGCCGUCCCCGUCCGUUUCCCGACGUUCCUUCCAAAACUUCAAAUUGAUCCAAUGAAAAUGGAAAUGGAAGUUGCAAAAUGCAAGUCCCUUCGGGUUGCUCCUGCCCUUGACAUCAUUCCACAACAGUCCCACUAA